UCAAACUGUCCGCUUAUCCGUCAUGAAGAAGCCGGUGCUGCUGCUGCUGCUGGGAGCCAUGGUGUCCUGUGUGUGUGUUUCUGUCGCAGCGGACACACAACCUGACCUGAAGGAAGACAACGUGUUUCCAGGGAAGGAAGGAAUUUUACAACUAGAGAAAGGAAACUUCAAACGGGCUCUGAGAAGACACAAGCAGCUGUUGGUGCACUUCUAUACUCCGCUGACAUCAGAAGGUCAACGUGUCGCUGCCGCGUUCGAAGCCGCCGCUGCAGAGCUUCAGGGGUCAGAGGUCACGCUGGCAGUGGUUGAUGUGAAGAAGGAAAAGGACUUGGCGAAGACGCUCGGUGUCUCCGGCCAGCCCACAAUCAGGCUCUACCUGUCUGGGGACAUAAACAACCCGGUUGCCUGCCCUGUUCCUCAGAGCUCAGCUUCCAUCUUGAUCUGGCUGCAAAGGAGGGCGGGGUCAGCUGCUGACCUCGUUGUGGAUCUCAGCCAAUUAGAGGCCUCAGAGGAGCUAACUGUGGUUGGGUUCUUCAAGGAGCUGAACCAUGAGUACGUUCAGGUGUUUUACGCUGCGGCCAUCGACCUUCCUGACAUCCGCUUCGCUGUGGUGCAGAGCGACGAAGUCAUCAGCAAAUACAACGUUCCUCAGGAUGUUGUUCUGCUGCUAAGAAAGUCUCAGCUCAUCCAGACUCACGAAAUGAAGCCAGAAACAUCCAAGGAGGAGCUGGUCGUGUUUAUCUCCGUCUACCAGAUGGAUCCGGUCACUGAAUACAACGGGCAGACAGCCUCUCAGAUCCUAGGUUCCCCGGUGUUAAACCAUGCCCUGCUCUUUGUCAACAAAAGCUCUGAGGACUUCAGAGAGAUUUUCUCUGCUUUCCACGGCGCUGCAGAGGCCUUCAGGAUGAAGAUUCUGUUUGUCUUGGUGAACGUGGAUGAGCAUCGUAACGGCAGGCUCAUGGAGUACUUCCGGGUCCGGCACUUUGAUGCUCCUCACAUCCGACUGGUGAACCUGACGGAUCACGUGACCUACGGUUUGCCGUCUGAGACCUUGGAUGUGGAGAUCAUAAAGCAGUUCUGUCAGUCCUACCUCGAAGGCCAGGCUAAGCCCAAGAUGCAGAGUGAGCCCAUUCCCGAAGGAUGGGACGAGAAGCCCGUUAAGGAGCUGGUGGGAAUGAAUCUAGAAAAAGUAGCAUUCAACCCCAACAAGACCGUUUUUGUCUUGUUUUAUGUUCCGUACAGUGAAAAGUCCCGCGCCGUGUUUCCGCUGUGGGAAGAGCUCGCCCAGGCCUUGAAGGACCGGGAGGAUGUGGUGGUCGCUCGGAUCGACUCCUCGGCCAAUGACAUCAACAUGUCGAUGCAGGGGCCCUACCCAUCGCUCUGCCUCUUCCCUGCGCUGUACGCGGAGCGGGUGGUGGUUUACACUGGGAAAAGGAAGAUAAAAGACUUGGUCAAGUUUGUUGAUAAAGAGAUGAAAAAGGCCCAAAAAGACAGAGUUAAGGAGGAUGAAGACAGGAGGAAGUACAUUGAGGCCAUGAAAGAGGAGGAGGAGGAAAAAAAACAAAACAAGACCAAAGAUGAGCUUUGAUACAACAACCCAGACAAAGUGGUGCCUGUCUAAAUGUUGUUCGGCUUUAUAUCUUUUUUUCUUAAACAAGGGUUUAGUUUCUUUGACUGAACUACUUGGCUGAGAAAAAGCAUUUCCUUAGCUGUCAAAUUUCCUUUGCUUGACCAUGAAACAUCAUGAAUAAAAUGAAAAUAACUGUAUUUUUAUAUUCAGUUUCACCAGCAACAUCCAGGCCUUAUUACUGCCAGACCUGUAUAAUUGAGAAAUCGAUCAAUAGAACCCGUCAGACAAGAUGAAGUAGGCUUAAGAUCUGAAAAACAAACUCAACGGCCCAAUUGAAGGACAUUCGAGAACAGAUGGGUGCCAUGGGUGGUACAACACAUUUCCUCCACAUAGGGAUUUUACUCAGGUUCUCUGUGUCUGAUAUAAAAAAAUAGUUUGAUGAUAAAAACAUUUUAGAGUAAUAAAAAAGCAACAAAAAACCCAGAAUAGAUAUAAAUGGGGAAAGGCUUUUUCUCAGCACCGUAAGAUGCCAUAAACAGUUUGGCCAAGUUAUCAAAUCAAACUUCACUUAUCUCACGCUGACAGCUAUAAGCAUUUCUGGCUAGUUUGACAGUCUUUUUUUUUUUUUUUUUACAAAAGCUUCGGUUACUUCCAAUAUUCCACCAACACAUUUUCAUCCUUCUGUGCUCUGCAGAAGUGUGCAAUCUGAACUAUAAAAAGGAAUUUUUUUGUCAUAGUUUUGUACACAAGAAGACAUAAGAACUCAGUAUGGAGUCAUAUUCAUUGAACUAGAACAUUUUUCAAAAGUAAAUCUAUCUCACUAACCCAAUUCACUAUUUAAUUACACACAAACAGGUGUUUUAAAACAUUUAUUACUGUUAACUAUGAUGGUUUUCUGUUUACAGCUACUGAAAACACAGACUAGAAUAUUACAUCAAACCAAUAAAAAAAAACAAUUUUUAAAUACAGAAAUGUUGGUUUAAUUAAAGAACAUUUAAUACCUGCGUAAAGGUUAUUUUUGAAAAGGUACUUUUAAUCUGAGAAGAUAACCUCAUCGGGGAAAAUAUUCUAAUUCUCUGAAUAUUACUGUAUGUGGACACUGACAUCUUCCCACUAUUAAAAAAAUCGUUAAUCAUG
Molecule: messenger RNA, 2707 nt
Organism: Fundulus heteroclitus (mummichog)
Lineage: Eukaryota; Metazoa; Chordata; Actinopteri; Cyprinodontiformes; Fundulidae
Exons: 11
Coding region: 23-1588 (521 amino acids)
Biological process (GO): response to endoplasmic reticulum stress; protein folding
Cellular component (GO): endoplasmic reticulum
Source: RefSeq, a predicted model, not a curated record